AUGGAGCGGGACGAACGGCCGCCCAGCGGAGGGGGAGGCGGCGGGGGCUCGGCGGGGUUCCUGGAGCCCCCCGCCGCGCUCCCUCCGCCGCCGCGCAACGGAUUUUGUCAGGAUGAAUUGGCAGAGCUUGAUCCAGGCACUAUUUCUGUUCCAGAUGAUCGGGCUGAACAAAGAACAUGCCUCAUAUGUGGGGACCGUGCCACAGGCUUACACUAUGGGAUCAUCUCCUGUGAGGGCUGCAAAGGGUUUUUUAAGCGGAGCAUUUGCAACAAGCGGGUAUAUCGAUGCAGUCGUGACAAGAACUGUGUCAUGUCUCGGAAGCAGAGGAACAGGUGCCAGUACUGCCGUCUGCUCAAAUGCCUCCAGAUGGGAAUGAACCGGAAGGCAAUCAGAGAAGAUGGCAUGCCUGGAGGCCGAAACAAGAGCAUUGGGCCAGUCCAGAUAUCAGAGGAAGAAAUCGAAAGGAUCAUGUCUGGACAGGAAUUUGAGGAAGAGACCAAUCAUUGGAGCAACCAUGGUGACAGUGACCACAGUUCCCCUGGGAACCGGGCUUCAGAGAGCAACCAGCCUUCACCGGGCUCCACGCUCUCCUCCAGGUCUGUGGAGCUAAAUGGAUUUAUGGCAUUCAGGGAGCAGUACAUGGGAAUGUCUGUGCCCCCACACUAUCAAUACAUACCGCACCUUUUCAGCUAUUCUGGCCACUCGCCACUUCUGCCCCCACAAGCUCGCAGCCUGGAUCCCCAGUCAUACAGUCUGAUUCACCAACUGGUGUCAGCGGAGGACCUAGAGCCCUUGGGUACACCAAUGUUGAUUGAAGAUGGAUAUGCUGUGACACAAGCAGAACUGUUUGCCCUGCUCUGCCGCCUGGCCGAUGAGCUGCUCUUUAGGCAGAUUGCCUGGAUCAAGAAACUGCCUUUCUUCUGCGAGCUCUCAAUCAAGGAUUACACGUGCCUCCUGAGCUCCACGUGGCAGGAAUUAAUCCUGCUCUCCUCCCUCACCGUUUAUAGCAAGCAGAUCUUUGGAGAGCUGGCUGAUGUCACCGCCAAGUACUCGCCCUCUGAUGAAGAACUACACAGAUUUAGUGAUGAGGGGAUGGAGGUGAUUGAGCGGCUCAUCUACCUGUAUCACAAGUUCCAUCAGCUAAAGGUCAGCAAUGAGGAGUAUGCCUGCAUGAAAGCAAUUAACUUCCUAAAUCAAGAUAUCAGGGGUUUGACCAGUGCCUCACAGCUGGAACAGCUGAACAAGAGAUAUUGGUACAUUUGCCAGGAUUUCACUGAAUAUAAAUAUACACAUCAGCCCAAUCGCUUUCCUGACCUGAUGAUGUGCUUGCCUGAGAUUCGCUACAUUGCAGGAAAGAUGGUGAAUGUACCCCUGGAGCAGCUGCCCCUCCUCUUUAAAGUGGUGCUGCAUUCCUGCAAGACAAACAUGGGCAAAGAAUAACCUGUUCCCUGUGCCCUUCCUUAGGCCCACCACAGUGCCUUGGGAGGCAGAAUAGGUUUCAGAGGAAAGAGCCAGAGAGACCAAGAUGGAGGCUGUGGAGCAUCACAUCCAGCUGCUUCCAUAGCAAGAGGAGUUUUGUUUGUUUGUUUGUUUGUUUUUAACCUCAUUUUUCUAUAUAUUUAUUUCACGACAGAGUUGAAUGUAUGGCCUUCAACAUGAUGCACAUGCUUUUGUGUGAAUGCAGCCGAUGCAUUUUCUUGCAGUUUACAGAAUGUGAAGAUGUUUAAUGUUACAGUGUUGUCAUUGUUUAGAGAUAGUUCUUUUGUAUUAUGAGGGAGAGGGUGGGAUGGGGCUGAGAUGACUAUUUCCAUAAUGUUGACAAA
Messenger RNA from Echinops telfairi (small Madagascar hedgehog), 1823 nucleotides. It is a transcript of the gene NR6A1, whose product is annotated as nuclear receptor subfamily 6 group A member 1. The record is from RefSeq and is a predicted model, not a curated record. NCBI's taxonomy places the organism in Eukaryota, Metazoa, Chordata, Mammalia, Afrosoricida, Tenrecidae. Gene Ontology annotation, molecular function: DNA-binding transcription factor activity; sequence-specific DNA binding; zinc ion binding. Bases 1 to 1440 code for a protein of 479 amino acids. The transcript is spliced from 10 exons. Gene Ontology annotation, biological process: regulation of DNA-templated transcription.